AUGUCUCUUCCCGACUCUCUUUCACAUGACGCUCAUGAACACCCACUUUACUUGAACUCUCCUCCAAGAGAGGACCGGUGCAAGGGGUUGCAUUGCAUCAAAUGUGAGUUCCAUUUGUGUGUUCCAUGUGCUAAACUACCUCCUACGACUAGGUACAAGUACAGCGAUAAUCCUAUCAAGCUCGCGUACCGUGCCGUUAAAAACGGGCUAGGUGAGUAUUACUGUGAAAUAUGCGAAGGAGAACGAGAUCCUACUCAUCGGUUCUAUAGCUCUGCGGAUGGUGACUUUGAAUGCAAUCCUCAUUGCAUUUUGGGGAGGUAUCCGCAAGUUAAGUUAGGUAGCAGUUACAAGCAUGACGCUCAUGAACACCUUGGCACUCUUGUUGAUAAGAGAAAGAGUGUCAUUCCUUUUGAUAAAGAGAGAAUAUUCUUCCUUGCGAAUGAUCGGUGUCUGAAUGUUUUGAGUGUAAUGUAA
Prunus armeniaca (apricot) is the source of this 474-nucleotide messenger RNA. The record is from the annotation of a GenBank genome assembly. Lineage: Eukaryota; Viridiplantae; Streptophyta; Magnoliopsida; Rosales; Rosaceae.